Didymodactylos carnosus is the source of this 2936-nucleotide messenger RNA. The record is from the annotation of a GenBank genome assembly. Lineage: Eukaryota; Metazoa; Rotifera; Eurotatoria; Philodinida; Philodinidae.
AUGAAUCCAGUUUGUGAUCGAUUAAAGAAAGAUUUCCCGAUAUGUUCAAAUAAUUUGGUUUCAACGAAUAUUCCCAAAUCAACGGAAGUAAUAUUGAAUGACGAAGAAAUGAAUAAACAAAAUGCAUCAUUUAUGUGUUCGCAAUUGUUAAAGCAAAUUUUGCUUGAUAUUCCACAGACAGAUGCUGCUCGACGAGACAUGUUAGAUGAAUGGCGUCUUCAGUAUGUAGAUAACAAUGAAGAACUAGCAAAUAUCGAAGAAUUUGACAAAAACUAUCGUGUGACACAGAACGAUGAAUUUAGUUUUAUAGUUUACUGCAAAGCUAAGUUCACAAUUAAUAUUCGUGAGCAAUUCGAGAAUGCUGAUCCGUCAAAACAUUUUAUUUAUACUAGCGGACUAUUACAAGAUACUCAAACUAAAUUUUCGGCCGCCGAACAAAUUCCAUACAAAGCAGUAGCUGCUAGUGUACCGAAUACUGACGAUGAAACAUUGCAGUGUUCUACGUUUCGCUCCUGGACUAUCGGGCUCUUAUUCGUCACCCUUAUUAGUGUUGUUAAUCAAUUUCUUUUCUUUCGUUCAAAUCCAUUGUCUAUCGGUUCUAUUAUUGCACAAGUUUUAUCCCUCCCUGUCAGUAAACUGAUGGCCAAAAUUUUACCAUCGAAAUAUAUUCGCAUAUGGAAAUGGCGGUUCUCCUUGAAUCCUGGUCCAUUUAACAUGAAAGAACAUACAUUGAUCACCGUCAUGGCUAAUACGGCAGCCGGAGGACAGUAUGUAAUGAAUGUCAUCGCAGUCUAUCGACUUUUUUAUUAUGACAAGAUGACUCAUAUUAUUCCUACUUUGUUUUUUAUUUCAUCCCAAGUUAUUGGGUUUGGCCUAGCAGGUAUGACUCUAGUAAAAAGUAGUAAUGUAGCAAUGAAAAAUUCUGUUAGACUCCCAAAUUAACAAAAACUAUUAGACUUUUGAACUUCUUUCUACUGUUACACCCUUGUUAGGAUUUAGAUUGUUAAACUAUUAAACUAAUAAAAAAACUAGAAGUGUUUUACACAUUAUUUUGCAUUUAUCGGAACAAAAUUUGCGAAUACAUGUCAUAUCGAUUUAUUAUCCGAUAUGACUAGUCUACAUAUCAGGACUUCAUGUAGCUUUUGGCAAUGAGAAAAAACCACAAUUGAUUUCCUAAUCAUUCAACGAUGAUACUUCUCUAUCACCAAGCAAACGACAAAAAUAAUAAAUACAGGUUUACAUACAUAAUAAUAUACUCCUGGACUCUGUCUGUUAAACUCCUCUCUGUUAAACUACAGCCUAACAGUGAGCCUUCUCCUUUUAAAUCACUACACCAUACUUUCCUGCACUAAAGACAACAAAAAUCAGCCACAACCAAUACAACGAGUUUUAACUAACAAAAAUAAAAAUCCAUGCUUAAGAGAAGAAAGAUUCUUUCUUCCACCAACAUUGAGUAAACCGUUCAACGAGCUGUCACAUGGCGGUUACUGGUUCAUCGAUAAGUGGACGAAGCACCAUCCGCAUCUUCUAAUAAUGAAAGACUGGAAGAGGCAGCAAAAGGAAUAAUUAUUGAAGACGAGCAACUAGGCAAGAAAAGUGAAUCAGAAUGGCUCGCUCAGCGAUUGACAGCAGUAAAAAAUAAGAACAAAGCAGAAAUCUACAGCACUUGCGUUAAGCUGUAUACAGCAGAGUGCUUUCUUUACAAAUUACUCAAUAAAACAUUAAGAGAAAACGAUAAGACCAAAGUAAAUACACUCGGUCCAUUUUCCUACUUUUAAUACUAUUCCUGGUAUCAUGGUGACAGACAAUACGAAUAUUGCGUUUAUGGAGGCGUUAAUCUUGAUCCACAAGACAUCGAAACUUACAAGACAGCAAUUGGAAAGGAGAAGUACUGGUUUGGAUUUUCUUCAACAAUCAAAAAUAGAGUGACUAUUAAUUUAGCAAGUGACUAUUAAACGAUUGAGCUAAUCUCGAACAAAUUUCACUUCCAUUAAUUCCUUCACGAAGAAAUCUUAUCAAUACUUCUAUUUUGACAUUAAACUUUUCGUUAUUUUCUAAUUUUAAAAUAAUCUUCAUCAUACAAUCCAAACGAAACUUCAAUGACUGAAUAUUUAUCAUUACUUUUAAAAUUUCUACAAGAUCAUUGAAAUUUGCAUGAUUAUCAUUAUUGUAAGCUCUUUAAAAACUUCUUUUUAGGUUCAAAACAGCUUCCUCAUGUUCAUUUUUAGUUUUAUAAUUUAAUUUUUUUGCAUGAUCAUAUGUAUGAAUAUAAAAUAAAAGUCUAACAAACAGAGCAAAACCAAUGACAUCAUCCAAAUCUUGAUAUUUCAAAGAUUUAAAAAAAUAAUUAUUAAAACAACAUUUCACAUUGAUAAUAUCAUCUGAAAAAUCUAAAUUUUUAAUACGUUGACCAUAUAUAUCAGUUAAUACAUUAUAAGUUCCAAUUGAAUUCUUUUCAUCAAUCACUGAAUCUCUUAAUUUACUUAGAAUAUCAGAAUUUUUCGAUGACGUGACUGUAAAUAUAGGAAGAUUUUUUCUAUUGACAUUCUGACUGAAGUUUUCGAAAUGCUGUUUGAAGCUGAAAAUCGAGAAUAUUAGCAUUACGAUGGAGACUAUAUGCGUGCACAAAGAGAUGGGGAAGACAUUCUGUUUUGGAGUUCUGCUUUCUUUGCGAUUUGUCAAAAGAUUAUACACAGAGCACAGAAAAUUUAUACGUAAGAGCAUUUUUCAACUACAUAAGUUUCCCUCAUAACUAACAUUUUUUAAAAAGUUUUCUUUUUCGGUAAUAUCCCGAUCGGGAUAUAAAACACGAAAUUUCGUCGUGAAAACGAUUAAGGGGAAAAUGACGACAUUUUGGGGUAAAAUUGACUUCACCAUUAGAAAGAGCUUGAAAAACUACAUCGGAUUCUGUUGUGUUUGAUCAAAAGUGCAUCAAG